Henningerozyma blattae CBS 6284 is the source of this 1032-nucleotide messenger RNA. It is a transcript of the gene CAB1, whose product is annotated as pantothenate kinase. The transcript has a single exon. Lineage: Eukaryota; Fungi; Ascomycota; Saccharomycetes; Saccharomycetales; Saccharomycetaceae. The coding region runs from base 1 to 1032 and encodes 343 amino acids. Gene Ontology annotation, molecular function: pantothenate kinase activity; ATP binding. The record is from RefSeq and is a predicted model, not a curated record. Gene Ontology annotation, biological process: coenzyme A biosynthetic process. Gene Ontology annotation, cellular component: nucleus; cytosol.
AUGAGCAUGCAAAAACCAAUCGACUAUCGAUUAGAUUAUUCUAAUGAUACUUUCAAUUUGGCCAUCGAUAUAGGUGGCACAUUGUCUAAAGUGGUGUAUUCGCCAAUUAACAGUAAUCAAUUGUUUUUCCAAAACUGUGAGACCGAAAAAAUAGAUGAAUUCAUAACCAUGCUUCACAAGAUAAUAUGUGAUUCAAAUGGGAAUAAUUAUAAAAAUGUACAAAUAUUUGCAACAGGUGGUGGUUCACAUAAAUUUGAAGCAAAAUUGAAAUCAGAAUUCAAAGAUUGUUUAAAAUAUGUAAAACUAGAUGAAAUGGAAUGUUUGAUUAAAGGUUUGGAUUUUUUCAUAUCCAAUGAAUCUUCAUUGGAUGGCGAGAUAUUCACAUACAAUGAUACAGAUGGUAUAGUUCCCCGUAAUACACCAACAACAUACCCUUAUAUGCUUGUAAAUAUUGGAUCUGGGGUCUCUAUUUUAAAAAUAGAUUCUCCCACGAGUUCCUCCAGAAUAGGCGGAUCUUCAUUAGGUGGUGGAACAUUAUGGGGGUUGUUGUCGUUGAUCACAGGAGCAAAGACAUACGAUCAGAUGCUAGAUUGGGCUCAAAAUGGCGAUAAUACAAACAUUGAUAUGUUGGUUUCAGAUAUUUAUGGAACUGAUACAGGGUAUGAUAAAAUAGGGCUGAAAUCAACAGCUAUUGCAAGCUCAUUUGCCAAAUGUUUCCAAAAUAGAAGCCCAAAUGCGAUGAAUCAAAGUAAAGAUCAAGUUUUUAGGAAUGAAGAUAUUUCAAAGAGUUUACUUUUUGCCAUAUCCAAUAACAUUGGUCAAAUAGCCUAUUUGCAAGCAAAGAUCCAUAAUGUGUCAAACAUUUAUUUCGGUGGCUCGUAUACACGUGGACAUCUAAUUACAAUGAAUACGUUAAGCUAUGCAAUUGAUUUUUGGUCCAAUUCAACCAAAAUGGCGUUUUUCUUAAAACAUGAAGGAUUUUUAGGUGCAAUGGGUGCAUUCUUACAUUCUACUUCUCCUCUAUCGCAAUGA